CCUUGAAUGGACCAAAUGGGGAGAAGUGGAAGGCGAGUGAGGAUGAGGAGUUCGGGUCCCUGAUUGAAAACGAGACAUGGGACCUGUGUGACUUGCCUCCUGGAAAGAAGGCAAUCACUUCCAAGAUGAUCUACAGGCACAAGUAUGGACCUGAAGGGGAGCUGACCCGCUACAAGUCUAGGCUUGUGGCACGGGGGUUUCAGCAGACAAAGGGGAAGGACUAUGAUGAGGUGUUUGCUCCUGUGGGGAAAGGAACAACACUGAGGGUGCUGUUAGCGAUAGCUGCACUCCUGGGAUGGAAGAUACGGCAGAUGGACAUUGUGACAAUGAGUCCGCUGUGAAGCUCGCCAAGAAUGCUUGUCUGCAUGGGCUGACAAAACACAUAAGGCCUAAGUGGCAUUGGGUGAGGAGACUCCUUGAUAAGGAGGUGCGGCUGGAGAUAGUGAAGACCCAUCAGCAGGCAGCAGAUAUUUUCACCAAGCGUCUGGCGGAGGCGGAUCAUUGGAAGGGCAUGAAGCUUGCUGGGAUGAGUAUUUUGAUGAUAGAUCUUGAGAAGAUCUUUCCGACGCAACAAGAAUCGCUUCAAUCGGAGCAAGAACGCGAAAGCUAUGAAGAUUCAAAGUUCAUGAGCUUGCGUUACAAUUGCGGCGGUUACAAAGUGAAGUUGUGGGGUGACUCUAUAUGGAGUUGGGACCUUUGGGGUUGGGGAAACUUGUCACUCUACUGUAACAGCUGCAAAUAGGUUGGGAACAACCAAGCUAGGUUGGCAAGGGUGGCCAACUUGGAUGGAUUGGUUGGGAAGGGACAAAGGUCAAAGUUGAGGUUCCU
Closterium sp. NIES-67 is the source of this 828-nucleotide messenger RNA. The record is from the annotation of a GenBank genome assembly. NCBI's taxonomy places the organism in Eukaryota, Viridiplantae, Streptophyta, Zygnematophyceae, Desmidiales, Closteriaceae.